CACGUCCCUUUUACACAGAGAGUUCAGGAGCUCAUCAACUUCUUAACUGGGACAAACCCUGAAGAAAACACAACCAUCACUUUUUUUAAAAAAUAUAUAUACAAAAAAAAACACAGACACACAACUCCCCACUUCGUUGCUCAGAUCGUGUAACCGAUUCAACGAUCUGCUGCAGUGAAUUGCCACCACUUCAGAGGGACUGAACAGCCAUCAGUAUGAGGAUCCAGUUUGCACCCAUCAACAUCCCUAUGAGUAGAAGGAUUCAGACGGUUGCUGUGUGCCAUUGGGUCUUUUCAUUUUUGUUCCUAGCCCAGUGCUGCCUGGCUGUCUUUGUGCUUCUUAUCCUGACUGGCUAUUGGUACAUUUCUGCUGUUUAUGCUGUUUGGCUCUAUCUUGACUGGGAGACACCUAAUCAAGGUGGCAGAAGGUCGGAGUGGGUCAGAAACUGGACGAUCUGGAGGUACUUCAGGGAUUACUUUCCCAUUCAUUUGGAGAAAACAGCUGAUCUGGAUCCACGGUCCAACUACCUGUUUGGAUUCCAUCCUCAUGGCGUCCUUGUUGCUGGAGCUUUUGGGAACUUUUGUACUGAGACCACAGGCUUUCGGAAAUUGUUUCCGGGGCUGACAUCCUAUCUGUGUACGCUACCUUUUUGGUUCAAGAUUCCCUUUUAUAGGGAUCACAUCAUGCUAGCAGGUCUUGUCUCUUCUGCGAAGAGCAGUGCUUCUCAUAUUUUAAGCCGGGAGGGAGGCGGUAACGUGGCUGUUAUUGUAAUAGGUGGUGCUGAAGAAUCUUUGGAUGCGAGACCUGGUGCACUAUCUUUGAAUAUCCUUAACAGGAAAGGAUUCAUUAAAUUGGCUAUAAAACGAGGAGCACAUCUGGUACCAGUCUUUUCCUUUGGGGAAAAUGAACUCUUUAACCAGGUAAAAAAUCCCAAAGGGUCGAUACUUCGGAGAGUCCAGGAAAGGCUACAGAAGAUAUUAGGAAUUGCCCUGCCAUUGUUUCAUGCCAGGGGUGUCUUCCAGUACAGUUUUGGGCUGCUCCCAUUUAGGAAACCUAUCUACACAAUAGUGGGGAAACCCAUCAUUGUGAAGCAGAACCAUACACCUUCAAAUGAAGAGAUUGAGGAGCUGCACAAAAAGUAUGUUGAAGAACUAGAUGAUUUAUUUGAAAAACACAAAGUUCAGCAUGGGGUUUUGGAAAGCGAUCAUCUCCUUUUCACUUGAUUUUUACUUUCAAACACCUGAGUUCAUGUGUGAAGUAAAAUUACACUCGGACUUUCCAUCCUUACCAAAGGCCCCUUGAGACAUAAGUUUUUUUCAAAUGGACUUUUCCAGCUGUAUCAAUGGUGGUAUUGAGGUGUAGUUAAUCUGACCUGGCUAACCGGGCUCAGGUCCAAGGAAAACUGGUUCAAGAGAAACAAUAGCACCUUGGAUAUGGUAUUGUGUACCCAUACUACCUUUGUACAAGGAAAUGUUGAUUAAUUCCAGUGUAAUGUACGUUUUAAAGAUGAACUUCAAUAUAGGAAUAGCUGAUAAAAUUUCCAUUUGGGUCACAGAUAUUUUUUUUGGAUGAGAACCAAUUUGUCAUUAAAAAAACAUCUUAACAUUCAUCCAUGACAGAGUGCCAACUAUCCUGUUACAAACUGAUUGGAAGCAACAGUAAAAAUUUAUACUAUGGCCUAUUUUGAGUGACUAUUAGUUUUACUGUUGCAAACAUUCUAUAAACACUAACAGAACACAUUCUAUACUUAAGAAGAAAACAGAUUGAUCCUAUAGUAAUCCUUGAUCUGAUACAGCAUCAAAUCUCAAAGUUGUUCACAAAAUUUUGUGAUUAUGUAUUUCGUGAUUAUGUAAGUUUUGUGAUUAUGUAUUUGUGGAUGAACGUGCAGGUCACAACUAAUAACAGCUUUGAUAGUAAACGGCAGACCCCACAGCUUGCAACAUUCAAGCAGCAUUUAGGAGCUAAAAUGGAGGUUACUGAGACUCCUUUGUUGAGCUAACAGAUUAACAGAUAAGAUUAUUUUGUUAAUUGGCAAUGUAGCAAAAUUAUCAGCAGUUUUGAUAAGAAUAAGUGCCUACAUCUGUACUAAGUUCCCCUUGUUGUAAAGAAGGGUGAAAACAGAUCAAAAGUUGACUGCAUGACUGUAAAUGACUAUCAGGUGCAAAUUCUCCUAUGUUCUCCAAAUACACCCUUCGCCAUGGUACAAUCUUUAAAAUGCCUCAAUAAAAUUAUGAAUAAUGAAAUUUGACUUGAAUUUGUAAAUCACUUGAAUUUAAGCAGUUUUGAAACACUAUCUGUAUUGUCCAAAGAGUGCCUUCCUCAAAGGCGUCAUUUGUUUUCAAGAAUGUAUUCUUUAAAAAUGUUAAAGCAACAGUGUAACUCUGAAUACUAUUGUUAUGUUUGUAUAGCUAUUUUCCCUAUCUAUGAACAUUGUCUACCUCAGUAAAACACCCAACGGUAACGAAUAUGAUGUUAUUCAUCUCACUUAAUAGUUGUAUAUGUAUGUCAUUUUCUUAAAUAAAGCCAGAACACAUUUUGCAUGUUCCGGCAAUUUUUCCUUCCCAAA
Molecule: messenger RNA, 2566 nt
Organism: Callorhinchus milii (elephant shark)
Lineage: Eukaryota; Metazoa; Chordata; Chondrichthyes; Chimaeriformes; Callorhinchidae
Product: 2-acylglycerol O-acyltransferase 1
Exons: 7
Coding region: 216-1223 (335 amino acids)
Biological process (GO): triglyceride biosynthetic process
Cellular component (GO): endoplasmic reticulum membrane
Molecular function (GO): diacylglycerol O-acyltransferase activity
Source: RefSeq, a predicted model, not a curated record